Molecule: messenger RNA, 9542 nt
Organism: Eublepharis macularius
Lineage: Eukaryota; Metazoa; Chordata; Lepidosauria; Squamata; Eublepharidae
Gene: CSPG4
Product: chondroitin sulfate proteoglycan 4
Exons: 11
Coding region: 1-7206 (2401 amino acids)
Source: RefSeq, a predicted model, not a curated record
AUGGCUAUGGCCUCGUGCUUUCUCGUUCAGCAUCUGUCGCUGCCUUAUCCAAAAUCUGAACCUGCCAAUAUCGAGCCUGUUGCCACUUACAGGCAGGAGAAAGAGCAGCAGGUCGCAGUGUGGCCAAGAUUAGAAAUGGUGGCCUGGGCAGAGGGGGAGCUGCACGGAGCCCAGACAUCAUUCUUUGGAGAUGGCUUCGUGGAGAUGCCCUUGGUGAAAUCUUACACUGCUGUCCAGCUUCACGUGCAGUUCUACACCAGCCAGCGCAGUGGACUCCUCUUCUUAGCCGCAGGGCAGACUGAUUAUCUCCUGCUGGAGCUCCGCGCAGGCGUCCUACAGGCAAGACUGGACCUGGGUUCAGAGGAACUGACCGUCAAGUCCCCGGCAGGGCCACAUCUCAAUAACCUCGUGAUCCAUGAUGCCGAUCUCUUGGUUGCGAACGGGCAGAUGUCCUUGACGGUGGAUGGCCUCUUUAAUGCCUCUGUGGUGCUCCCAGAUCCUCCACAUGAACUGGACAUUGAUUACGGCCUCUAUGUGGGAGGGACAGGGAGCCUGGAGCUGCCGUAUCUCACCGGAGCAAGUUUGCCUUUCAGAGGCUGCCUCCACGCUGUGACAUUCAAUGAUCAUGAUGUUCUUUCUGCCCUGGCGUCCAGCUCUGCCACCAAGAGGAUCCAUGGUGUUCGAGAGGGGUGCAGCGAGGAAUUCUCCGCUGGGCCGGAUGACUCCCUUGGCUUCUUGGGACCAAAUUCUUAUAUUACAUUCCCAGGUUGGAGUGCAAGAGCAGAAGGGACCAUCGAGUUUGUGAUCACCACAAGUAUCAAGCAGGCCCCUCUGAUUUACCAGUCAGGGUUGCAGAAUGACUUCUUCUACCUGGAAAUCUUUGACGGGCGCUUGAGGGGGGUGGUGGAGAAAGGGAACGGACCCGUUGUGCUCCACAACAACAUUUACCUCAGCAAUGAGCAGGAACACUAUGUCAAAGUCCACAUGGAUGUCCGCCGGUUCGAAAUCCUCGUGGACUAUUAUGCCUCAAAGACCUCCAACAAGGGCAUCCACAACUACCUCGAUCUCCAAGGGCCUCUCUUCAUCGGAGGCCUGAACGAGAAGGCAGCCACCCGGUUGAGGGAGCAGAGGCUGGCUUUUAGCUCAGGGAAUGGCUUCUCCAAUAGCUCCUUCAUCGGCUGCAUGGAGGACCUGAGGAUAAACCUGGAGAAAAGAAGCUUGCGUGAUGCUCUCGUCACACGGGACAUUACAGCUGGCUGUGGGCAACUGGAGCAAUUCACAGAGUAUGAUGACGUGUACGAGCAGGAUGAAGCCUCUACAAGCCCUUCUCCAGAUUAUUGGCAGGGACCAGUGAUGGAACCCUGCCGCCCUGACCCCAACCUGCCUCCGGUCUUUGCUAACUUCACCAAACUGUUGCACGUCAGUCCCUUGGUUGUCGCUGAAGGAGGCACCGCAUUUCUGGAGUGGCGGCACACCCAACCCACCAUCGAACUCAGCAGCGCGAAUAUCCGGCAGUCUCAGGUUCUUUUCAAAGUUACCACAGACCCACGACAUGGUCAGCUGGAACUAGACAUCUUCAGCGGCAGGAGUAGAAGGAAGUUUACUCUGUUGGACAUCGUAAAUCGAAAAGUCAAGUAUGUUCAUGAUGGCUCCGAAGGGCCUAUGGACCAGGUGUUACUGGAGGUAACCAUCACUUCCAGGAGAGGCAUUCCAGAAUGCUUAUGGCAAGGACAGACAUAUUUGCUGCCCGUAAAGAUCAACCCUGUCAACGAUGCUCCUGAGGUCGUCUUUCCACACGGAGACCUCAUGGUCAUUUUGGAGCACACACGCAAGCACCUCAACUCCGACAUCAUCCAAGCCCUCGAUGAUGACACCCCUUGUGAUAGUUUGCGGUUCCAGCUUCUCGGUGGAAAGAGAAUGGAAGAAGGCUAUGUGGAGUACGACUUCCAUCCCGGAGUUCCGAUUGAGGAGUUUUCCUGCAGAGAUUUGGAAGCAGGCCACGUGGUGUAUGUCCACCAAAGUGGGCCGACAUCACCGCUCAUCUUCCAAGUUAACGAUGGCAUAGUCAUGAGUCCAGUAGCUACGUUGAGAGUGGUUGCCAUGGAGCCUGACAUUCAAGUACGCAACAAUACAGGCCUCUUUGUCUCACAAGGUGGUGUCGUUCCAAUCAUUACAGCCAACCUCUCCGUAGAAACCAAUGCUGUCCAGCAAAAAGUGCCCAUCCUGUAUCGGUUGACCACUCCCCUCCAGUAUGGUGAGAUCCAAAAACAGGGGGGCUUAGGUGGAGAAUGGAAGAAAGUUGAGUCAUUUCAUCAGCAAGAUGUGGAACAAGGGCACGUCCAGUAUUUCAGCACAGAUGCUGAGCACCUCACAGAAGAUGUGAUCGAGAAGGUGCAAUUUGAGGUCCAAGUAGGGCAGAAGACCCUGAGAAACAACACAUUCCUCAUCAGAAUUAAGAGGGCCACUAUCAGAAUGAAGACAAUGGUCCCGCUCCGGAUGAAGAACGAGAGACAGAGAAACAUCACUGCUGCUGAACUGGAGGCGGCUCUAGAGGAGUCAAGUUCCGGCCCGGCAUUUUUCCACUACCUAAUAAUUCAGCCGCCCAAAAAGGGGAACCUUGAACUCCAUGGCAGUAGGCUGACCAAUGGCUUUGGUUUUACACAAGAAGAUUUGGAAAACAAUCACCUGAGCUACAGCGCAACCAUCAGAGACUCCAAAGAGAGUGAAGACUUCUUCAAGUUCCGUGUCACGGCAGAGGCACACUACUCCCCUGUGUACACUUACACAAUACAUAUUGGGGGAGAUCCAGACGCUCCCACACUGACCAAUGUCCUUUUGUCUGUUUUAGAGGGAGGACAGGCUGUAAUUUCCAAGGACCAUUUGUUUGUCAAGACCGUGAACAGUAUGGACUAUACGUAUGAGGUGAUAGACGGUCCAACACACGGGAAGCUGAUCUGGAGAACUUCUGGGAACUGGCCAUCCGGCGAGGAGGCGAUAACGAAGUUCACCAAUGAAGACAUCCUCCAAGGCCGUCUUGCGUACCAGCAUGAUGAUUCUGAGACCCUGGAAGAUGACAUUCCCUUUGUGGCCCUCAGGCAAGAUGAGGGGAGCUCAGACCUGGAUGCCGAAGAUGUGAGGGGAGUCUUCAGGGUCUCCAUUCAGCCUGUUAAUGACCAUACACCAGUCCAGGUGGUGAACAAGGUCUUUAAUGUGGUGCGUCAUGGACAGCGCUUGUUGACCACCGAUGAUAUUGCCUUUGUAGACGAGGACUCGGGCUUCUCAGAUGCGCACCUAGUGUUGGUGAGGAAAGACAUUCUCUUCGGCAGUAUAAUCGCCGUGGACAACAGAAGCCUCCAGGUAUACCGUUUCACUCAGGAUGACCUGAGGAAGAAGAAGAUUCUCUUUGUCCAUUCAGGAGCUGACCGAGGCUGGAUCCAGUUCCAGGUUUCUGAUGGCCUUCAUCAGGCCACAACACUUCUCGAAGUGCAGGCCUCCGACCCUUACCUCAAAAUCAAGAACCACACGGGCUUAGUCAUCCGCCAAGGUGGCCAAGGGACCAUCGACUCCUCCAUCCUCAGCUUGGAAACCAACAUGGACAUCAGGAAUGACGAGGAGAUCCUUUUCCGCAUUAUAGCCCCACCCCAAGGAGGUGUGGUUCUGCGUGGGGGUCAGGAGGUUUCAUCAUUCACUCAGAGGGACCUGUUGUCAGGAGAAGUGCUUUACCAUCACAACGGGAGUAGGAGCUCCCAGGAUUUAAUAUAUUUCUCUGUGGAAGUGAAUCAGGUGGUUGUGGAAGGGACACUGAAGGUCACGGUGUCUCUAGAUUCCCACUCAAGCCCACUAAACUUCGUUCAUCAUGAGAGGAUCCACAUUCUCCAAGGAGAAGCAGUGGAGAUUAAGAACGACUAUUUGCUGGUUCAACACGAAGAUGUCCCUCCCCAGGAUAUAAUUUACACGGUAACCAUCCCUCCUCUCUCGGGAUUCCUGGUGGCCUUGUCUCAGGGCCCCACCUCAGAAGAACCUCCAGAUCUGGAUCCCAUCCAGGCCUUCACCCAAGAAGAUAUCAACGAAGGCAAAGUCCUGUAUCUGCACUCCAACCCCGAGAUACAGAGCGACCAGUUCACCGUGGACAUCGCGGCCAAUGGGGUGGACACCCUGGAGGGAGUUGUGGUUUCCCUGGAGAUCCUACCCAUUUCAAUCCCGCUGGAGGUUCACAACAUCACCGUCAUCGAAGGGAGCUCCAAGGCGAUCUCCAUGGAUGUCCUCAACAUUCCCAGCACAUACUUCUCCGCUCUCAAUGUAGAAUUCGUGGUGCUUAAAAGUCCAGAGCAUGGAAUUCUCCAGAAUGCAGAGAGACCAGAAGAGGGCAACUUGCGUGUCUUUUCCUGGUUCGAGGUAGAACAGCAACUCAUCAGUUACGUGCACGAUGGCAGCGAAUCCUUUGCUGACGCAUUCACGGUGGUGGCCAACGUCUCCGAGGUCAACCAGCAGAGCCAAGCUCGGACGGUCUCCGUCGAGGUGAUUCCAAGCAACGACGAGGCGCCUGUGGUUCUGGUCAACAGAGAACUCCAGAUGCCCGAAGGUGGCACUGCCGAAAUUUCUCCGGAGCUCCUUCUAAGCGAAGAUGAAGAUACUUCCCCAGACGAAGUGGUUUAUUCCAUCAGAACUCCGGUCAACGGGAAAGUGGUGCUGAAGUCAUCGCCACAGAACUGGGCCCUGCGGUUCACUCAGGCCCAGAUAAACAGCCAGCUGGUUCAAUUCGUCCAUGAAGGAACCCUGGAGGGAGGGUUUUCUUUCGAUGUAUCCGAUGGAGAGAACAUGUCCCCCGGACAUUAUUUUACUGUGCUCGCCCAUAAGAAACCAACCAUCACUCUGGAAAACAAGCAAGAUUUAACCAUUUGUCCAGGUUCUUCUCAGCCAAUCACAAGCCAGAACUUGAAAGCAGUGGCCAAUAAUGAGGCAGAGACUCAGUCCAUCGUCUACAUUGUCGAACAGGCCCCGAAAUUCGGCAAGUUAGUUCACAGCCAGAAGGGCAGUGAUGGAGGGAAUCUAAAGAACUUCACCCAGGCAGAGGUGGAUAAUGGAGAGAUUUUAUAUCAGCAUGAAAUGCCAGACCAGCCUUUCUGGCUUCUCCAAGAUGCUCUUCACUUCCGAAUUUCCUCUCCAUCCAUAAUCACAGACCCCUACAUCCUCGGAUUGUCCGUCUCUUUCGAAGUCAGCUGUCCCCAGCGCACCACUCCGCUGUGGAAAAACAAAGGUCUCACAGUUCCAGAGGCCCAAAGCGCAGUGAUUGACACCUCUGUGUUGGACGCUUCCAACCUCCUCGCCAAAGAACCAGAGUCCAAGAGAGCAGCAUACGAUGUGAUCUUUCUGGUCACAGAACUACCCCAUCACGGGAGCUUAUCUCUCCCCGACGGGCCGGUCAAUCGAAAGCAUCCUUAUUUCUUGCAAUCCGACCUUGUGAAAGGGGGUUUGGAGUACGCACAUCAUGGGUCUGGUACCCUUGACGAUCAUUUCAGAUUUAAUGCCUGGCUGCGGCGCGUUGCUGUGGAAUCACUUCAGCCUCCACAGAAAGGUGAAGAACUUAUCGUUUCUGAAACAUUCAACAUAACAGUGAGCGAUAGCAAUGAGAUGCCACCACGAGUGAUCAGCCAAGGAGCAGUUCUACAGGUCCUCCAUAAUUCUCCUGUGAUGCUGUCUCAAGAACACUUGAACGUCAUUGAUCCUGACAGUUCCCCGGAUGAAAUCAGGUAUGACGUGCUUCCUGGGCCUUCCAGCGGCUACGUGGCGAGCAUCCACAAUCAGCAAGUCCCUGUGACCCAGUUUACCCAAGCAGAUAUCAAUGCUGGGCUGUUAAUGUUCAUUGCCAACGAGACUUCCGCUCCCGGACCCUUAGACCUUUCUAUCUCUGACGGACACAACCCAUCCAUCUUCACUUCUCUGGAAGUCAUGAUUCUUCCGGCGACCACAUGGGCAACAAACCAGACACCUCUGGAAAUUGAUCAGGACGUUAAUAUGGCUUUGUUGUCCGCAGAUCACCUUCUAGGGACUUCAGGCCAAGGCGAGCCAAACACUCAGUAUAGACUCAUCCGGGACCCGCAGUUUGGCCAAGUCAGGGUCGAUCAAAACCCAGCCAGUGUCUUUUCACAGAAGCAGGUGGACAACAGGGAAGUGACAUUCACAUUCACAGACUUCACCUCCCCCAAAGACGAGUUCCAGUUCAUUGCAACAUCAGGAGGGGUCAAUAUAUCAGGCACGGUGAACGUAACGGUCAGGGCCCUGGUCAAAACCCAGGAGGACAUCCUUUGGCCCAGGGGGACCACCGUCCUACUCGACACCAAAAUCCUAGACGCAAGUGAGCUGGCGAACAAGACAACGAGCGUUCCGGUUUUCAAGAUCUUCAGAGCACCCCAAGGGAGCCAUUUUGUGAAAGUCUCCAAUGACAAAGGGGAACAUCCCAUCUCCAUCGAUGCCUUCAACCAGCACGACCUCGAGAGGGGGAUGGUGGCAUUAGAAAUCUGGGAUGCAGAAGACCCGGGACUCGGUCUCCAGCAAGACAGCUUCCAGUUCGAGCUGGUGGCCGAGGGAGUGCCCCCCGCUUUGGAGUCCGUGGCGUACACCACGGAGGCCUUCAACUCCUCCGCAGCAUACGUUGCGACACUGCUCCAUGUGCCGGAUGUCCAAGACAGCAACCGCAGCCCCACAGCCCAAAGCAUCACCCCUUCUUCCCAGAUGCUUACAAGCCAGCCUCAAGGGUCAGAAAAUCCCGGUCAUGGCUCCAGCAAGCAGCCUGUGCUUCCAACCUCAUGGGUGGGCCAAGGUGUGACCACCAGCACUUCUCCGGCAGAAAGAGGCCCGCUCCUCAGCUUCAUCGAAGCCAACAUGUUCAGUAUCAUCUUGCCCGUUUGCCUGAUUCUCUUGCUUCUGGCUCUUAUCCUACCCUUGCUGUUCUACGUCCACAAACGGAACAAGACCGGCAAACACAACGUCCAAGGGACGCCUCCCAAAUACAAGAACGGGACUGUGGUGGACCAGGAAACCUUCAGGAAGACGGACCCUAACCAAACCAUUCCUUUGAUGACCGUCAACACGCUGGAGGCCAAAGGGCCCGUCUCGAAAGGGGCAGGAGGGCAGCAGGACCCAGAACUGCUCCAGUACUGUAGGACAUCCAACCCGGCCUUAAAAAACAGCCAAUAUUGGGUCUGAGCACUGGGCCAGGGACUAACUCAAAAUGACUUUCUCCCAAUGGAAUCAAAGCCUCACUGGUGUUUUAAGGGUCUUCUCGCCUUCUCCUUCCUUCUCCUCACCUUCCUCUUUGUUGAAAGAUAUGAGACAGUCCCUUGGAUAUAAGCAGGUCCCUUUAUUCUUUGGGGCCUUUAUUCUUUGUGGAUUAUCUAAUCGUGGUUUCCUCAAAGACUCUGGCUUAUCAGCAGGGAAACCUGUACCAAAGCAAACAUGAUUCAAACAGGAUUGUGCGUGUGAUUCCAAGGGAGGGCAGGAAAGUUGCAGGAAACUUUUUUCCUGGAAUCUCAGCUUUCCCUUCUUUAAAAAGAAAAAAGACAGCAAGUUUCUAGCCUUUUUGAUGGCAAAGAAAUGCCAGAAAGUAUUUGAGCGAUCCCAAAACUUGGACUCUGGAGAGGAACUGAAUAAGAUUUCCAGUGGUCCAGGUUGGGGGAUUUUGGUGUCUUGGAAAGCUCCUCCCAUAACAUGAAAUGUUGCAAGACAUCAAACGUUGCCAAAUAAAAUAGAUGACCUAGGAGAAAGCAGACACAUUUGCAUAAUAUAUGCAGGUCACUGAAUUUUGCUUUUCUGAGAGUAGGAUUUUAAACAGAGCAAAACAUACACCGCCCUUGGUCUUAAGCCAUUGCAAAUGUGUCUGUCUCCUGAAGAUGAGUAAAACAUGCAGUUUAUGGGGCAAACACAAGAGGCCUGGAGGGAUUUUUUUUUUCCCAAGCAAAUAUUUGGAUAUCUAAGCAAUUAAAUAUCAGGUGAUUUGCGGGUGGGGCACAGUUGUUGCAACAAGCAAAGCCUUAAUAGAAGAUGCCAGUUUGCUCUGAAUCAUUGGUUCCAAUCCACAGCAGGAGUUCCCCACAUGUCAAGAUUUCCACGGAUCUUUCCCAAAAUCUGGAGGAUUAAGAGUCAGUUGCACUCAUUUUCAAAGGGAGAUGAAAUUAGUUUUGCUAAAGCUGGUCAGAGCUGACUGGUCUAUUAGAUUGGAAAACCUCCCUGCCUGGGAAAAUGAAGCAAUCGACACUUUUUUUGCAGGGAAAAUUAUGCCUCAUGUAUCAUUCCUCCCUCCAGAUAUCUUUGGUCUGGCUUACCCAUACAGUGAAAAGAAAUGGUAGAGUUCUACAGUGGUAGAAUGGACAGUGCAGCUUUAGCUUGCUUCCCUAUGUUAAGUACUGCUUCCAAAAGAAAAUUAGCUCCUCAGGCAAAGAGCCUUUCCCCCUGAAGUGCUAAUUUUCUGCUUGCCAGGAGUUGUCUGCCACAGAGCAGCCUUUAAAAAUGAAAUCUGGCACCUGAAAUCUGAAAUGGGGCUGUCUAUUCUAGCACACUUUAGGGUCAUCACCACCACCAUUCUCUGGGCUACAGAAAUCAGAUCCCCCGGAGGAAAUGGCUGCUUUGAAGGGUGACUCUGUAGUAUCGUGUCACCUCUGAGCUCAUUCUCCUCCCCAAAUUCCACCCACCCAAGCACUGCCUCCAGACCCCCAGGGAUUCCUCAAGCCAGGGUUGGCAACCUAGAACUCUCCCCACACCCCAGAAGAAAGCAGAAAGAGGGGUAAGUGGAGAGCUGUGCUAAUAAGAGAGGCCUCCUUGAGGGUAACACCCUGUUUCUGAGGAAAGGCCUGUUCAGGAGUAAAGGUCUACUUGAGAGCAAGGUAAGGGAGCCAUGAAAUGGGUGUGGCUGACAAGAUGCUUAUAAAAGGCAGAGUAAGAGCCCUGGUAGCUUUUUGUGGGAGGGAUUAAUUUUUUUUCUGGCUGCAUAGUUUGCCCUUUUCCCCAUCUUCGUAGCAGCUCUUGGAGCUUUCCUUUCCAAUCUUGUCCUUGAUGUAGGCCUUUUAAGACUUCCGUAUGCAAAGGAUAAUGCAAUUAGAUCUCGAUUCAUGCAAUCAAUCCAUGUUCCUUUUUGCUCUCAGGCAGUCCUCCAGGUCGAGAUAUUUCAUGUUUCUACCUUCAAACUAAAUGCACAAAAGGGGUGGCACUGAACUAGUCUAGCCUCGACACUGGGUAGGCCAUAGGUCUUUGGAGAAAGCAAGAAAGGCUGUAAGCCAAGAACGAGAGGGAAGGGCUCGUCCAAAUAACCAUAACAAUGUUUAAAGUUAUAAUUCGGGUUAUUAUUUUUUUUAUAAAUGUCUAUCCAACGCUGCUUCACACCGCUUGGGUAAUUUAUAACAAGGUGACCAAGAUUGUCAGAGUUGAAAUAAAACAGGCUAUUUUUAAAGUGUUGUGUGGAGAUUUUCUGCCCCUGGUAGGCCAGCCUGUGGGUUUAAGAUAAUGGUGUAAAAUGGGUCAGGUCAAGGUAUUAACUGUGCUGUCGUUCU